Messenger RNA from Periconia digitata, 3348 nucleotides. NCBI's taxonomy places the organism in Eukaryota, Fungi, Ascomycota, Dothideomycetes, Pleosporales, Periconiaceae. The record is from the annotation of a GenBank genome assembly.
CAUUACAAAGGUUACUCGUGCGAGAGCUAUCUUCUCAAAAUAAUGUCUGUAGCUGAUGAGAAAACCAGCAGGCCGGGUGCUGGUGCCUCCAUGGGUGAUGAUCCAGAGCAGAUCAUAAGGCCGGUAGAAACGACAAUGGAACAUGUAGGCGCAGAGGUCACGAAUCUACCAGAUCAAGUCUCUCCCGAUGAGCCUGUCGGCAAAGAAAUCGAAUACAUAGAAGACACUGAUCAAAAUGCCCCUGAAAAACCCUUCGAUGUGCUGGAAGAGGAAGCGAAAUUGAUUGCUGGAAACCCGUACGCCGAUCUUUCAAAUGAAGAGGUCAAGUCCAUUGCCAGCGUCAGUAGCACCUCGAAGAUUCUCGAUAUCUACAUGGAAAGACUACGAUUGAAUGCGACAAGCGAAGUGAGGAAGGUCGACACAACAGCGCAAAUGAUUUAUGGAAUUGGCGACUAUCUGCGUGAUAUCGAAGAUAGAAUGCGGAAAUUAGAGUCUCAGGUAACGACAAACACCCAGAAUGAAGCAAAAGGAGCCGAUCCCAGCGUGGGCAAUACUUCGGGUCCAGCGGACUUCAAGACCGUCUUUUGUACCUGCGAUGAGGAGUUGGCAGCAGACUUUGUGGACAUCACAGCCGACAAACGAUGGGAAGAGCGCAAAAGUUUCAGCUUGAAAUCUGAGCCAAGACACUUUCUCACCGUGCUUUGUGAGACGCAAGUGGAUGAUGCCACUAGAAAGUCAUCAGAAUGGGUCCUCAAGCCUGAAACGGAGAUAUUAGCACUGCGAUUAUGUUCGAAGCCUUUAGCUCUGUUCUUUGAGAAGCUCGCAGGCUAUCCUGCUCACACCAACAAUAUGGUUCGAAUGACGAAACCGUUCUCGUUUCUGAUUCGUAACGCGACCGCGAUUAAGGAUAAGCUUCUCUCUCUUACGCAACUCUAUCCACUUGGUGGUGAUGAAACGUUCUCAGAUGUGACCGACGAACAAGAUAAGGGCACCGAUCCGCCAUCCACGGAGACCGAACACUUGGGAUCUUCCCCAGCUGCCGCAGAGGACCCGUGGGAAUCUGCAGAAGCUUUGCCUCAUUUUAAAGAGAUCGUGAAUUUUCUGGAUAGGUAUCUGGGAGAGAAGAUACGUUUAUAUUCGUCAUUGAGAGCUGGAUCACAUACGCACGUAGCAUUUGACGACCUAUGGAUGCUCUUCGAGCGGGAUGAUAUGAUUGUCUGUCCAAAACGAAAGCAGGGAGAAUACAUCUAUUCAACUGGUGUUGGUAAAGAUGCUGUAGACUACGUCAGCGGGAGUUAUUACGUUCCCCAAGCAUUUCGGGUAUUAACCCGCCAUGGUGGCGUUCCUUUAUGGGGAAAGCUGAUACGCUCUAAGACCGAGAACGUACCUAGAGUGAAGAAAGAGGGAGCUAACAUUGUCGACAUGGUGGAUUCUGAGAUGGUCGAUCGUCAAGAUCAGGUUGAGAACACAUCACACAAGAGCAGAUACGCCCCUCUAUACGUUUACUGCUACAUGUUGACGUAUAAGGGACAGAGAUGGACAACCAACACAGAAGUUUUCGCGAUCAAACCCUACGAACGUCUCAUGGAGAUCACUUCAUUGGAAGUAUAUCCAAUGACAGAAAAUAGUCGGAAGACUAGCGGAGUAGAUUUCGCGAGUCGAGGGAAACAGUACAUCACGUACACAAACAUCUCCCACCUCCAAUACAGGGGUCUCACGUUGGGUCCUGAUUAUGAAGAGUUCGAUGGUCCCCUGAUAGUAGACUUUGAGCAAGCGGUACGGGAAGGAUUAAGUGAAUUCUCCUCGACGAAUGAUUUUUUCUCGAAGGUCAGCUCCCGGACGGUACCGGAGAUGCCAGUUGUCAAAAUUUUCAAUGGUGAACCUCAACAUCUUCAGGACGAAAAUGUGGUCUUUGAUCGAGAUGAGUCGUUCGAAGUCUUGAAGAAGAUACAGGAUCAUUUGGAUGAUUACUCCUUGAAAAAAUCCGAUUCCCGACUGAAGGAAAUCAUAGAGGAUUUGGAAAAACAAGGACUUAUCGAACUCAUCAUCGGCAGCAUCACGGGGUUUGCUCUGCGUGAUCGGAAGUGGAAGCACUUUGACCUGGCAUUGCUUCAAAAUGUCGACUACGGAAACGUCAGCAGUGGAUGGGAUGAUCUCAUCCUACCCAAGGCUCAUCGAUCUAUGGUGCAGUCCAUGGUGCAGACACACACUGCAAACCUCCAAGGCUCAAACUCAGAGAAAGAUAUUGGCCUAGUAAAGGGUAAAGGCAAAGGAUGCAUCAUUCUUCUACAUGGAGUACCGGGUGUUGGAAAAACUUCCACAGCCGAAUGCGUCGCCGCCUAUACGGGCCGCCCUCUAUUUCCAAUCACCGGUGGAGAUAUAGGGUAUGAGCCCAUUGACGUGGAAACCAAACUUCAGCUCAUAUUCACACGAGCUCACAGGUGGGGUUGUGUUCUUCUAAUAGAUGAAGCAGAUGUCUUUCUUGCUGAAAGAGACAAGUUUGAUGUAAAGAGAAAUGGCCUUGUCUCAGUAUUUCUUCGAGUGCUGGAGUACUACUCAGGAAUCCUUUUCCUGACAACAAAUCGAGUUGGGGCUUUCGACGACGCUUUCCGAUCUCGUAUUCACCUGACUCUCUAUUACCCCAAACUGGAUGAAAAACAGUCGAAAAAGAUAUGGGCUAUGAAUAUUCGCCGAGUGAAAAUAAUGAACGAGAGCAUGCCACCUGGCAAACCUCCCAUCAAAUACGACAAACAGCGCAUCCUCGAGUUUGCCGAAGAAAACUACGACACGCUCCGAUGGAACGGCAGGCAAAUUCAAAACGCCUUUCAGACAGCACUGGCUCUUGCGAGAUUCGAUGUAGGACCCAGCACAGACAAGUCUCCCCGAAUCAAAGUCCGACAUUUUGAGACUAUUGGUCAAGCCUCGAUACAAUUUGACGAAUAUCUAUAUGAUGUUCAUGUCGGAGAUGAAACAAAAAAGGCGAAGAGUCAAAAGCUUAGAGCUGACGAAUGGAAAUCAGCGCCGUUUCGGGCAGUCCCUAGGGCCAAGGAUAUUGUACGCGGAGAUUGGGCAGAUGAGGUGACCUCCGCGGAAAGUGAAACAUCAGGCACAGAUUCCGAAUCAGAAAUUCAAGAGAGGAAGAUAAAAAAGAAAUUGAGAAACUUGGAAAAACAGAGCGCAGAAAGGUUGAGACCACCAGUCAAUGUCCAGAAGCACGGGAGUGGGAGUCGGUCGCGAUCCAAAGGAAAAACUGGGAAAACUGGACAUCGUACGCAAAGUAAGAAGCACGAAAUCUCUGAAAAUGAGCAGAGCGGGGGUUCAUCCGAUUCAGACAGUAGUGAUAGUUGA